Messenger RNA from Lepisosteus oculatus (spotted gar), 2908 nucleotides. It is a transcript of the gene tfdp1b, whose product is annotated as transcription factor Dp-1, b. Gene Ontology annotation, biological process: regulation of transcription by RNA polymerase II; regulation of cell cycle. Gene Ontology annotation, molecular function: DNA-binding transcription factor activity, RNA polymerase II-specific; RNA polymerase II transcription regulatory region sequence-specific DNA binding. NCBI's taxonomy places the organism in Eukaryota, Metazoa, Chordata, Actinopteri, Semionotiformes, Lepisosteidae. The record is from RefSeq and is a predicted model, not a curated record. Gene Ontology annotation, cellular component: nucleus; transcription regulator complex.
CCCCCCCAUCAAGCGCAGAGCAGAGCGUUUCGUUUUACGCGAGGGAGUAGUUUUGACACAGAUGGCUGAGGCGACAUUGCAGGCGAGCGCCGGAGGGGUCCGCGAAAGUUGAAUCCUUACGCCAGGAUUGCACGCAUGCGAGCGGGGACGUGGGCGAUGCUGGCUUCGCCGUGGCCCCCUGCGUGACGAGGGCUGCAGUCCCGGCUUGGUGUAGCCAAAGGUCUUUUAUUCCCCACCACCACCUCCCCUCAAUCCUCUUGGUUCUAACGGCAGUGAAAGUCGGUGUGAUCCAGGUCCCAGCUGGGUUACUGAAGGGGCGAAACGACCUGGGCUUUUUUUUGUUGUUGUUGUUGUAGCUUUGGGUUUGACGUCCCGUUCCAAGUUUGGGGUUUCCUGUUGGGUGUACGGGUUCAGACCACCUCUUCCUCUCCCACUGCCAGCCAGCCAGCGCAGGAGCCGGAGUGCAGCUGAAUGACGCCGGGGCAGUUCUGAACUAAAUGAACACCUCUCGCGGGGAGCUCGAAAGGCAGGCCUUCGCAGAACACCCUGAGCCGUUUUCUCUCCCUCCCGAGACGCCAGCGCAUCCCUUCUCCCAGGACUCGGUAUCAUGGCGAAGGAUGCUGGCCUAAUUGAAGCAAAUGGAGAGUUGAAGGUUUUCAUUGACCAAAAUCUCAGUCCGAGUAAAGGUGUGGUGUCGCUGGUGGCUGUUCAUCCCUCCACGGUCACCAUGGGGAAGCAGCUCUUGCCGAAGACGCUUGGGCCCUCCAACGUCAACAUCACACCGCACAUGGUGAUCAGUACCCCGCAGCGACCCGCGGGUACGAACGCCAUCCUGGUGGGCAGCUCCAACACGCCCGGCGGCCAGUUCCUGACGCAGAGCCAGGCGGGCGACGCCUUGCCGUGGCCCACGGGGAAGCGGAGUAAGAAAGGCGAGAAGAACGGCAAAGGGCUCAGGCACUUCUCCAUGAAAGUGUGCGAGAAGGUCCAAAGGAAAGGAACCACGACCUACAACGAGGUGGCGGAUGAGCUCGUGGCCGAGUUCAGCAACACCGACAGCCACAUUUCACCCAGCGACUCGCAUGUCUAUGACCAGAAGAACAUUAGACGCAGAGUCUAUGAUGCCUUAAACGUGCUGAUGGCAAUGAACAUCAUCUCCAAGGAGAAGAAGGAAAUCAAAUGGAUAGGACUUCCCACCAACUCAGCUCAGGAAUGUCAGAAUUUAGAGGUGGAGAGACAAAGGAGGCUUGAAAGGAUAAAGCAGAAGCAAUCCCAACUGCAAGAGCUCAUUUUACAGCAAAUUGCCUUUAAAAACCUCGUCCAGAGAAACCGCCAGGCGGAGCAGCAGAUGAGCAGGCCCCCUCCCCCAAACUCGCUCAUACGCCUGCCGUUCAUCAUCGUCAACACCAGCAAGAACACGGUCAUCGACUGCAGCAUCUCUAGUGACAAGUUUGAAUACGUGUUUAAUUUUGACAACAUGUUUGAGAUUCACGAUGACAUCGAGGUGCUGAAGCGGAUGGGGAUGGCCUACGGUUUGGAGUCGGGGAAAUGCUCUCCGGAAGACCUCAAAGCAGCCCAGAGCCUGGUGCCUAAAGCUCUGGAACCAUACGUCAUAGAAAUGGCUCAGGGAUCAAUAAGCAGCGUGUACAGUUCUGUAGGUGUGUCCUCUAACGGUGGCCAGUAUCACACUGGCAGCGACAGCGGAGCAGACGGGACAAUGGCAUCCAGCUCGAAUGGCUCCCACUACAGUGGCUCCCGGGUGGAGACGCCCGUGUCCUACAUGGGAGACGACGACGACGACGAGGACGACUAUGACGAGAACGACGACGAAGAGUAACCCCCUCACCACCCACCCACCCGCCAGGUCCCGGCAGCACAGCGGCCGUCGUCAGGAGCACCCCCUCCGCACUGCACUCUCUCCUUCGCCUCCGUCGUUUGCAUUUUCGAUUAUUAUUUUUUUAUGGGUGGGUUCAGACGUUUGUUCGCCUGAAGACCAGCUGGAAAAGACUGCUGGGCUUUGUUAGCCGGAGCUGCGCAGGCGAGGUCACUCUCCCGCCUUGUAUCUUUUUCCUCUGCUUCAGUCGCCUUCGGUUUGGGUCGCGGACAGCCUGCAGAUGAGGUGUAAUAUUAAGGCUCUAGGCACUGUAGCACCGUAGAAUGCACUAAGCCCUGUGAUGUUACCCUAGAGGGGUAUAGCAUGGUUAUACCUAGGUCAGGUUUUCAAGGAGCAAGCUAUUAGGAAACUAGAGGAAGACAGAUGUAGUUAGGAGUCAUGUGUGGGUUUAUUUUUUUUGGAUUGUGUUCAUUUGAAAAUUCUCUUCCUUUGCCAUUAUUUUCUUUUUUUACUCCCAAUUCUUAAUUUAAAGACUAAAAAGGGAUUGCUUCUAAAAUGAAUGCAGAUCAGGUUUCCCCCCCCCACUCCCGAGACACGUAUCAAAUUAAGACACACAUCCCGGGAAAGCGUUUGCAGGUGAAAAGAGUGGUUGGCUGAUUUUGUUAUUGUUGCCUCCAAAGAUUGAUCGGCGAAACCUAAAUGUUCACAUACCUUAGAACAUGUGGCCGUUUUUCUGUGAGGUUUGUUUGGAGCAGCUCCUUCAUGUAUUAAGUUUUGGUGUAUACAUUUUGUUUUGUAAAGUCGAUUGAACGCCUUUUCCUUUUUCUCUUCCAUGUUUUUUUUUUUUGUUUUGUUGACUGCCAUUUUCUGGGCAGCUAUAUUUGCGAAUCUGUUCAGUGUUUGGAAUGGCUAGGUUUAUAGAAGGUGCCUGAUUUCUCACAGGCAGAAAAUAUGAAUUUUGUGGUGUUUACAUGCAUACAAAUCUCUCCUUUUAAAACAAAUGUACUGACACUUAAGUACCUUUUCAUGUAAUCUAAUAUAAGUGUGAAAUUAAAUAUAGAGAAUGUUUUAACAGUU